GCUUUCCGGCAGAGCGUGCUGCUGGAGGUCAGAGGCGUGAGGAGACGUGUUGUGUAAACUGAACCGAGAACAUUGUGUUUCCAUCUUUGAAUCGCACUUUAAAAUCAUUACACAUUUCUUUGGGGCUUCGUCUACAAGUCGUGGUGACUGUGGCGGCACGUCGCCGAGUUGUUCACCGUCAGUUUUCCGCAUUGCUUCACGGCUAGCGGCGCCUGCUAACGUUAGCCGGCUAGGCUAGGCUAGGUUAGCAGCUCCUCUCCAGACUCCUGAACGACCCCCGCGGAUCUCCUCCAACCAUGGACAACAACUCCCAAGGAUCCGGGGCUAUGAAAGGAGGACUCGGGGGUAUCUUCGGGGGUGGUGCACCUGAAUACUCCAACACAGAGCUCGCCGGGGUCCCGCUGACUGGGAUGAGCCCUCUGUCUCCGUACCUCAACGUGGACCCUCGUUACCUGGUCCAGGACACAGAUGAAUUCAUUCUGCCCACUGGUGCCAAUAAAACAAGAGGGAGGUUUGAACUGGCCUUCUUUACUAUUGGAGGCUCCUGUAUGACAGGAGCGGCUCUCGGGGCUGUAAACGGCCUUCGGAUGGGUUUGAAAGAAACUAGAGACAUGGCAUGGUCCAAACCACGCAAUGUACAAAUACUGAACAUGGUGACCCGGCAAGGUGCUUCUUGGGCCAACUCUUUGGGCUCUGUUGCCUUAUUAUAUAGUGUUUUUGGUGUGGCGAUAGAAAAGGCCAGAGGAGCUGAAGACGACAUCAACACAGUGGCUGCUGGGACGUUAACAGGGGUGCUCUUCAAAUCAGCCAGCGGAUUAAAGGGCGCCGCCCGAGGGGGUCUGGCCGGUCUAGCUCUGUCUGGUGCCUACGCGCUAUACAACAACUGGGACCAUCUCACCGGCUCGUCCUCGUCCUCCAGGCUGUACUGAAGUCCUCCUGGCAGCUGCUUCCACUUGGGGGCCAAAUCAUCGGAGGACACGGCCUUUGGUCACAGCUGAGAGGGACUCUGGUCAAACGCUGUGUGCUUUUCCUCACCCCCACCCCCCUCCAUUACCUGGAAAGUUGCUUUCCAGGUGCAUUCUGGGAAAAGAGAGACUAUUGAAAUCCAGAUGUAGACCGUCCUGAUGCCUCUCGCUCUGUGUUCUGAGGUGUUGGUGUUACUGAGAGGAUCAGUAACGAGGAUGUGGCGUUUAUUAUGAAAUCGCUUUUAGGAGAUUGAUCAGUCUCCUCUCAUGCUGUAUUCGAAAUCUGUGAACCUGUGGCUUGAUCCCAUUUGUAAGAUGACCUUUUGACAUUUGAAGAGCAGAUUUGUGAUUAACUUUGGACUGAGAGAAUCUUCUUGGUAGAAAGAGUCUCAUGGUUCUACUUGUGUAUUUCCUGGAAUUCGUCUUGCAGCAGAAACAAACCGCUGGAAGCUGAUAACGUGUCUCCAUCAAACACUGUACGAUAAACUGAACUCAAUAAACACGUGA
Salarias fasciatus (jewelled blenny) is the source of this 1472-nucleotide messenger RNA. It is a transcript of the gene timm23a, whose product is annotated as translocase of inner mitochondrial membrane 23 homolog a (yeast). The record is from RefSeq and is a predicted model, not a curated record. NCBI's taxonomy places the organism in Eukaryota, Metazoa, Chordata, Actinopteri, Blenniiformes, Blenniidae. Gene Ontology annotation, cellular component: TIM23 mitochondrial import inner membrane translocase complex. Gene Ontology annotation, molecular function: transmembrane protein transporter activity. Gene Ontology annotation, biological process: protein import into mitochondrial matrix. The transcript has 7 exons. The coding region runs from base 297 to 929 and encodes 210 amino acids.